GUAUGACGUAAUCCGUGGCAUCAUUUUAUAAAGAAACGGGGUUUGAUGAAUGUUCAUUGGUUUGUGAUAUCGUCUGCUCUCACAGUACACGGAGACGUUAAGUACACUUGAGAAUGAGAUGAUCCGCAUCGUUGGCACAGUCUUCAAUUAAGAAUCAAAAGAAAUCUCCAUUUCUAAAUCAAAAUGUGGAUAAAAAGCAUACAAUACACAUUUGUAAUGGUGACAAUUUUGUUGAGAAUUUCGGAUAGCGUCGGACAAACUUUGACGUCAGAAAUGUAUACAUUUUCUACCAUUUUAAAUAUCAUUGAGGAGGACAGCACUCAAUUCACAACAUACAGGCCUGCGUACGAUAAGACAAGUGAGGGAGCAGCUACAGCAACAGCUCAAUAUGAAGAUAAUAACGAUGGUGAUGUCAUCGAUUUGAACCUAAUGGGGUUCUUCCCGGUGACUGGAGAGAGCUUUUCUCGUGGAAAGAGUUACUAUAUUGCUGCAGAUAUGGCGUUACGCGACGUCAACGCAAGAACGGAUGUAUUAGGUGGAUACAGACUUCAGCUCAACUGGCGAAAUACACAGUGUAAUGCUGGCAUUGGUACCAAAUCACUUUUCACAUUUAUCAACUCCAGUACAACCUACAUUAUGGUACUUGGUACCGGUUGCUCCGUGGUUGCUGAACCAGUAUCUAUGGCAGCCGAUUUGUGGAACCUUUUACAGGUAUCCUAUGGGGCAUCAAACCCAGCACUGAGUAACCGCAAAAAGUACAAGUCCUUCUUCCGAACCUGCGCUUCAGACACCAUCUUCAACUACGCACGACUGGCCAUGAUCAGAUUAUUUGGGUGGAAAAAGGUUGCAACGCUCCACGAGAAUCAAGAAUUGUUUUCAACAUCAAUCAAUCGAUUUGGAUCGCUAUUAUCUGAAGCAAAUAUUACACUAAUUACAUCUGAGAGCUUUGCAAUUGAUCCUGCCGAGCAGAUACGUAAUCUCAAGGAAACGGAAGCGUGGAUUAUUUUUGGAAAUUUCUAUGAAAACAUGGCAAGAAGGGUAUUCUGUGAGGUGUACAAAGAAGGUCUUUAUGGAAGAAACUACGCUUGGUUUUUGCUGGGGUGGUACAAGCCACGUUGGUGGGAGGAACCAGACGACUCCAUAAGUUGUACACCUGAGCAGCUAUUCAAGGCGGUCGAGGGCUACUUUUCAACCGAAGAUCUGCCACUGAGUGUGCAUCCAGAAGAUGUUACAGUUUCUGGACUUACACCUAACGAAUACCAAGCAUCGUACUUAAACUACUCGGCAAGGGAAGGCUCUGACGAUAUCAAUAAUCUUGCUUCGUAUGCAUAUGACGCUGUUUGGAGCAUCGCCCUCGCUCUUAAUAAAAGUAUCCAACUUUUGGAAAAAGAUGCAAAUAAUACAACGCCUCAAAAACUGAGUGAAUUUACAUACGGAAACGCCAAGAUGCGUAACGUGUUCAUGAAAGCAAUGGAAACUAUUGAGUUUAAGGGCAUCUCGGGCCCUGUUAGUUUCACGAAAACCGGUGAUCGGGAAGGUCUUAUUGGACUUCGGCAGAUGCAAGGAGGAGAGGAUGUUAGCAUUGGGAGAUAUGAGCCGCAGACCGAUACACUGACACUGGAUGGCUACGCCCCUAUCAUUUGGCAAGGCGGCAGUCCACCCAAAGACAGCAUUCUAAAUAAAUAUUCUUCGAAGCAUAUUUCCUCCACCUACUUCUACAUCUUCACUAUUUUAUCAAGUUUUGGCGUCGUACUUGUCACCAUCUGCGCUAUGUUUCUCAUCUGGUAUUGGAAACGCGAUCUCAUCCAGAAGUGCACGCCAGUGUUCCAUCUGGUGUUCUUGGUUGGAUGUACUCUGCUCUAUCUCGCAAUCAUCAUGUUCAGUCUCGACGGUGGACGUAUUGCUAUCGACUCUCUUGCAACAUGGUGCACUAUACGGGCUUGGGUGUUGGCGGUUGGCUUUUCCUGUGCUUACGGAGUGUUGUUCAGCAAGAUAUAUCGAGCACAUUCAGUUUACACAUCCAAACUCAAUCCAUGGAUGCCGGGUUCACAUUGUGGUCACAUGAUCAAAACUGUGUUGUUUUGUUUAGUGUUUGACGUCAUCGUGUUGGUUGUGUGGAUGGUUCGAUUCCCGAUGGAAGUUGUAAUUGAAGAGACAGAUUCUAUUCUCGAUACGUAUACUAACAUAAGAACGAUAAGUCAAGUAGAAUUUUGUACAAAAGGAACUUCGUCGUACUUUGUUGCUGUUUUCUAUGUCUUUAAUGGACUUUUACUACUACUCGGUUCCUUUUUAUCAUAUGAAACACGUGAUCUGAAAAUUUUGAAUUUGAACGACACUUUUUUGAACGGAAUCGCGAUCUACGUCAUACUGACGCUGAGCAUCGUCUGCGCAUCCUUAUCGUACAUUUUGGAGCAGGAACCAGAACUUGCAUACGUCAUCAUUGCCUCACUCACGUGGCUAGCAACAACUAUGUCGGUCCUUUUGAUGUUUGUUCCUAAGGUCAUAUCUCUCCGUGGUACCUUCGAUAUUCGGAAUCUCUUUGAAACGAAAUCAGACGAGCAAGUAUUCGAAGAAGAGGCCGACACAGAGACGAAACUACGUUAUAGAAUCGCUGACGUGGACAGAACAAUUGAAAAAUUAAAAAAGCAGAUCGCCAGAAACGUCAAGUUCGGUACUUAUGCUUCGAUGCCCGGUGCGUGUAGUGUGUGGUGUUGCGGACAUCAUGUAGGAUGUACAUUGGUCGCUGGUGGAGGCAGACGAGCCGACAUUAGCGCCGAUACUCACGUACUCAAAAACGCACGAGCAGGCCACGACAACAACGCGUAUGUACCUGACGAUGACAUCGUUAUCAGGUCUGAGGAGCAGACAGUUGACGAGACAGGGAAAGUCAUUGGUCGUGUUCGGGUAGAGGAAGCCAUUUUCACAAGUUCUAUAGUAGGAGAAACGACAACAACGAAUUUUACAUGCGAAACUUUCGAAAAUGGUGUCAAUGAACACGAUGAUACAACACACCUUUAAACAGUAACAAGCGGCUACGCCGGCCAAGUCAUAUCAAUGAAUUGCCUGUUUAUCAAUGCCUACUUAUCAAAUAUUAUCCAAGUUUGAUUAGGUCUAUACUGAAUAUUACCAAAACAAAAAAAAAAAAAAAAAAAAAAAAAAAAAAAAAAAAAAAAAAAAAAAAAACACUACAAAAUGCACUUACAGGAGAAACAGUUUUUAUUACGUAGUAGGUGGGGCAGAGUAUCGAUUUUCUGACCAUAUAUUUUAUCAUUGCGGUUAGCCUUAGCUUCUUAUUUAUUGAAGAUGUUUCAUUUACUUUGGAUUAAACAAUGUCCAAUAACAAUGA
Messenger RNA from Anneissia japonica, 3346 nucleotides. Its product is annotated as gamma-aminobutyric acid type B receptor subunit 1-like. Gene Ontology annotation, biological process: G protein-coupled receptor signaling pathway; gamma-aminobutyric acid signaling pathway. The transcript has 19 exons. Gene Ontology annotation, cellular component: membrane; G protein-coupled receptor heterodimeric complex. The record is from RefSeq and is a predicted model, not a curated record. The coding region runs from base 184 to 3018 and encodes 944 amino acids. NCBI's taxonomy places the organism in Eukaryota, Metazoa, Echinodermata, Crinoidea, Comatulida, Comatulidae. Gene Ontology annotation, molecular function: G protein-coupled GABA receptor activity.